AUGCUCGCUAUUCUUGGGGCGGACAAAAUUUGGCGCCAGUUUUUUUCAUUUCUGGACAGGAGGCUAACGUCCCCAAACUUUGUACUCAGUACCUUGCAGCUUGCUACAGCACAAGUCAAUUUUGGUGCUGAGGAGACAUGGGUGUCCUAAAUGUAAUUUUUGCUGUUUUAUCCGCCGGAAUUGCAAUUAUUCUGUUUUUUGCACUCAGACCGAAAACAUAUGGGCCUAUUAAACCCCUUGAAGAGAAAUGGUGGGGUGACGGUGUAAGAAAGCCAGAAAACCAAGACGUAACUCGGUUCCAUCUCCAGUUCCACCCCCAGAAAUACACAGGACUGUUAUCCAAGCUGGCAUCAACACGCUUCUUUCAGUCACUUGAAGAUGUAAACUGGGAAUAUGGAACAAGGCCGGAUUUUAUGCAAACUGUUGUAGACUACUGGCAGAACAAAUUUUCGUGGGAAUCGCAGGUAAAUUACAUGAACAAGUUCAAGCAUUUCAAGACAAAUAUAGAUGGCAUUCAGCUUCACUUUGUACACAUGAAACCCUCAAAUGUGAAACCAGAAACUAAAGUUCUUCCCAUCAUUCUGGUACAUGGAUGGCCAGGCUCUUUCUUUGAAUUUCACAAAGCCAUACCAUUAUUGCUAGAAGAAAAAGAUGGCAUUGCAUUUGAAAUAGUAGUCCCUUCAUUACCUGGGUAUGGCUACUCAAGUGCACCUCGCAAAGCUGGUAUGAGUCCAGAGUACAUUUCAAUUGUCAUGAAGAAGCUCAUGCUGAGGCUUGGUCACAAGUCAUUCUAUGCGCAAGGAGGUGACUGGGGAUCUGAUGUCGCUCGAAUGAUGGCCAGAUUGUUCCCAGGAAAUGUCAAAGGCCUUCAUGUCAAUAUGUGGGUUCAUCUCACCAAUCCCCGCUAUCCAGUUCUAACACAUGUGCUUGGAGCUAUAGCCCCAUCUUUAGUUCUUCCAGACAAAAAAGAAAGAGACAGAAUAUUCCCAGUUUUAGGUCUUUUACUAAAUUUGUUAGAGGAUACUGGAUACGCACACUUACAAGCAACAAAGCCAGAUACCAUUGGCUUUGCAUUGAACGAUUCCCCGGCUGGUUUAGCGUCCUAUGUACUUGAGAAGUUUGUUAUGGGCUUCAGUGGGACAACAUGUCAUGACAAGGAUGUUCUUGCAUGCACGGGACAAAAAGUCACCUUAGAUGAGCUUCUAACAAACGUGAUGAUAUACUGGGAUACAAACUCCAUGCCAUCAGCUGUUCGCUUGUACAAAGAGGCUGUCCAGAGCAAAAACGCUGACUUGAAUUUCUACCCAAUCACUGUUCCAACUGGUUUUGCAGACUUCCCUCGUGAAGCUCUCCCGCCUCCAAAAUCAUGGGUUGAGGCAUCCUGCACCAACCUUGUUAGCUAUUCAGUUAUGGAAAAUGGAGGUCAUUUUGCUGCUUUUGAAGAGCCUGCUGCAUUUUCAGAGGAUGUCAGAAAAUUUGUCCUCAAAGUAGAAUCACUGACAAGCUGAUCACCCAAUUACUGCUUUGGAGCUGCAAACUGUUAUUAUAUCAAAACAUGAUAAUGAAGCCAUAUUUGACUUCAAGAAGUCAAAUAUCUUCAAAAGAACGACUAUUUUAUUUCAUUUUAUGCGCUUUUUAGAAUAUAAGAAACUUCAGAAGGAGUGCUAUUCGCCGAAUUGGUUUGAUUUCAUUCGAGCUGUAAAAAUCGCUAUUAAGAAAUGUUCUUCAACAGUGGCCCUCUGUGAUAAUGUAAGCAGUAAACUGGAUGUUGAUUAAACCUUUUUGUUCGUGUAAAA
Rhopilema esculentum is the source of this 1796-nucleotide messenger RNA. RefSeq names its product epoxide hydrolase 1. Gene Ontology annotation, molecular function: epoxide hydrolase activity. NCBI's taxonomy places the organism in Eukaryota, Metazoa, Cnidaria, Scyphozoa, Rhizostomeae, Rhizostomatidae. Gene Ontology annotation, biological process: epoxide metabolic process. The record is from RefSeq and is a predicted model, not a curated record.